Messenger RNA from Perkinsus marinus ATCC 50983, 928 nucleotides. Its product is annotated as Glutathione transferase omega-1, putative. The record is from RefSeq and is a predicted model, not a curated record. Gene Ontology annotation, molecular function: glutathione transferase activity. Gene Ontology annotation, cellular component: cytoplasm. The transcript is spliced from 7 exons. Bases 1 to 723 code for a protein of 240 amino acids. NCBI's taxonomy places the organism in Eukaryota, Perkinsozoa, Perkinsida, Perkinsidae.
AUGGCCAUGACCGAAAAGCAAGGUUUCCCUCGGCUUCGUUUUUUUACUUCUGACUACUGCCCUUUCGCGCAGCGAGCUCGUAUAGCUCUAGAGUGGUUCAAGAUUCCAUUCGAGUUGAUUGAAGCCAUUACUUUCUCCGAGGGUGGUUCGGAGUACGACAAGCAUCCUCUACUGCUUGAGAAGAAUCCCAAAGGCCUUAUCCCAACGCUGCUCGUCAACUGGCCUGAUGGACGCGAAGAAGUCGUCACCGAGUCUCUCGUUGUGGUGGAGUAUAUAGACAAUUUGGCUGCCAAGUUCGGCUUCCCCGGAGAACCUUUGCUACCUCGGGAUGACCCCACGGAGAGGCAACGUCUCCUCGAGAGGGCUACCUUCUAUAACAAGAACAUCACCUCACCAUUUUACGCGGUCCUAAUGCGGGGUGAUAAAGCCGAGUUCGACAAGAUGGUUGCUGGCGCCGAGAAGUUCAUCUCGGAGAUGAGAGGGCCUUUCUUCAACGGCUCAGCGAUUAGUAUUGUCGAUAUCGCUGCUUAUCCUUGGAUACUGAGAUCGUUCCUCCUGGGCUAUUAUAGAGGUCCAGCAUUCACUUUCGAUCGAUCGUCGCUGCCGCAGCUCGCCAAGCUAUUCGAGUGGUAUGACCGAAUGUCGGCAGUCGAUGUCGUCAAGGCCACCAUCAUGGCCGAUCACUAUUAUAUCAAGGCGUAUAAGAAGUAUGUCUCUGAGUAGACCUUCUCGAAAGCAAGUGAGAGACGUCGCAACCCUCCCCCAUCCUCAGUGGAUGCUGUCGCGAUUCGCCAGGGGUGUGGUUGCUUGUCUCCCCCUUGGUUUGGAAUGGGUUCAAUACAUGGAGAGCCAGUUCAUUCUAUUUAGGGAGUACUUUGUUGUACUUGUCUAUUCUUUCAACCUAAAUGGUAACGAGUUUUUUCAUCUC